AUGCAGGAAGUGUUACCAGAUCCAUUUGCUGAGCGAGUGAUACCAAAAAUUGAUGCAAUGAAAGAAAAAUAUGAGCAAAAGAAAGCUUGUGAAGGUCGUGGUCGAAGACGCAAACUACCUGCGGUGAAAGAAUCAAAACGAGAAGGAGCUGAUAUGCGCAAAUUUUUCAGUCAAGACGGAAAUGGUGAACAAGAAAGUCAAUCAGAGAUGAAAGUGAAGCAAAGAAAGACAAGCAAAGAUGAUCAAUCGGACGAAAAUGAUAUCGUUGAAGAAUUGUCCGUUCAUGAGAGCAGUAAUGAUAGUGUUGUUGCUUUGCCAUCUUACGAGAAGAAAGACACCAACAAGAAAAAUGAUAUUAAAAAGGUAAGAAGCGUUCAGCGAAGUGUAGCUGCAGAAGGUAAAAAAACUACCAAAAAGGAAGCUAAGCGGGAAAGGGUUGAGAAGGCGAAGAAUAAGCAGAGUUCUCCAGUGAUGCGUAUGGAGGAUUUUUUUGAACCUAAAGUUGGAAAACAGGACCGGCAACAAGAGUGUUUGAAUGAAUCAGAUCUGGAAACUCCAGAUGAAGCAGGACCAUCAGGACGAAAAGAACUUCCGUUACGCCGAAGAGCUCGCAUAAAUUAUAAUGUUGAUAAAGACGGUGAUGAUGAUGACAGUGAGGAAGGAAAGACGGAGGAUGUCUCACCUGUGGUUCCGAAGAAAAAACGUACCAGGAAAGUGAUUGAAAGUGAUAGUGAUGAGGAUUAUGAAAUGCAGCUUAAUAGCGAUUAA
Messenger RNA from Loa loa (African eye worm), 768 nucleotides. RefSeq lists its product as hypothetical. The transcript is spliced from 4 exons. The record is from RefSeq and is a predicted model, not a curated record. NCBI's taxonomy places the organism in Eukaryota, Metazoa, Nematoda, Chromadorea, Rhabditida, Onchocercidae. The coding region runs from base 1 to 768 and encodes 255 amino acids.